AUGCGGCUGCUGCCGGCGCUCCUGGUCCUCGCCGCCGCCCGGCCCUGGGCCCGCGCAGGGCCACAGUGGUGCUACCAGAAUCAAGUCAAGCCCUCCAACUACACCUGCUUGGGGCCAGACCAGUGGGGCGAUAGCUGCCAGAAUGACCACCAGUCCCCCAUCAACAUCGCCACUGCCAAGACACUGCUGGACCCAAACCUGGGACCCUUCUCCUUCUCCGGCUACGACAAGAAGCAAAAGUGGACCGUGCAAAACAAUGGCCACUCAGUGAUGAUGUUGCUGGGGGACGAGGCCUCGAUUGCUGAAGGAGGACUGACCGCCCGGUACCGGGCCAAGCAGCUGCACCUACACUGGUCCAAGGUGCUGGAUUGGGGCUCGGAGCACAGCUUCGACGGGGAUCGCUUUGCCAUGGAGAUGCACAUAGUACAUGAGAAAGAAAAGGGGACAUCGAGGAACACAAGCAAGAACCAGGAGCCCAAAGACGAGAUCGCAGUGCUGGCCUUCGUGGUGGAGGCCGGAUCCGAGAAUGUUAACUUCCAGCCCCUGGUGCAGGCGCUGUCUGACAUCCCCAGUCCCAAUAUGAGCACCAUACUGAAAGACAACAUCAGCCUCUUCGACCUGCUCCCCAAGAAGGAGAAACUGAGGAACUACUUCCGCUACCUGGGCUCGCUCACCACACCAGGCUGCGACGAGAAGGUGGUCUGGACCGUGUUCCAGGAGCCCGUUCAGCUCCACAAGGACCAGAUCCUGGCAUUCUCUCAGAAGCUGUAUUAUGACAACGAGAAGAAACUGAAAAUGACAGACAAUGUCAGGCCCCUGCAGCCCCGGGGGCAGCGCCAGGUUUUCAGGUCCCAGGCCCCGGGACGGCUGCUGCCUGUGCCGCUGCCCACCCUGCUGACCCCCGUGCUCGCCUGCCUGACAGCAGGCUUCCUCCGAUGA
Messenger RNA from Mesoplodon densirostris (Blainville's beaked whale), 939 nucleotides. RefSeq names its product carbonic anhydrase 4 (gene CA4). The transcript is spliced from 8 exons. The coding region runs from base 1 to 939 and encodes 312 amino acids. Lineage: Eukaryota; Metazoa; Chordata; Mammalia; Artiodactyla; Ziphiidae. Gene Ontology annotation, cellular component: plasma membrane. The record is from RefSeq and is a predicted model, not a curated record. Gene Ontology annotation, molecular function: carbonate dehydratase activity; zinc ion binding.